Messenger RNA from Oryzias latipes (Japanese medaka), 867 nucleotides. RefSeq lists its product as uncharacterized. Gene Ontology annotation, molecular function: protein-disulfide reductase activity. Lineage: Eukaryota; Metazoa; Chordata; Actinopteri; Beloniformes; Adrianichthyidae. The record is from RefSeq and is a predicted model, not a curated record.
UGUUUGCUAAUACAGUCCUAGAAGAAAACAUCCGUUUGUGUAACAUCAAUUUUUCCCCUUACAUUAGUGGGGUUGACUCAGACAGGGGUCUAAAAUCCUAACUUUAGUGCUUGUCGAUGCGGACAUGUUUUGUAAAUUAAGCGUCAGUUUAGCUGCAGGCUUCGUCAAGUUUCCAACUUGUGUGACAUCAAGGACUUUAAGAACAGUGGGACCAUCAUGUCUCUGCAGACACCAGCAGCAUCAGAGUCUUAGCAGCGAGUCUGCAGGUGUCAGGGUGUUGUAUGAUGGACUCUGUCCCAUUUGUGUGACAGAGAUCCGCUUCCUCCACUUUCUGAAUAGAAACCAGGCUGGGAAAGUGGAUUUUAUCGACAUCGCCAAGCCGGGUUAUGAUGCAGCAAAAUACAAGGAUGUCACCUAUGAGAUGGCUAUGGAGGAAAUGCAUGUGAUCGAUGAGAAAGACGAGGUUCACCGUGGGGUUCCAGCAUUCGCAGUCAUGUACGGCGCGGUGGGCCUGAACUGGCUGGCUCGCCUCAUGAUGUGGUCACCCGUGAGGCCGCUCAUGGACAAAUCAUAUGCAGUCUUUGCCAGGAAUCGGCUCAAAUGGACAGGACGUGGGGAUGAAUGCACUACUGGUCGCUGUGAAAAGAAAACCAACUGACUGGCAACCACAGAAAAUAAAGCAUUUGUAAUGGCGGUCUAAAUACUACAGUCAAUUAAAAAGCAACACUGUAUGAUUUUUUUUUUUUCUAGUAUCAACAUUUUUUGGUCAGUCAUUAAAAGAAAUGUAAUUAUAUUAUGCAUACAACAUUUUCUUCAUGUACAGCAAUUCUCCUUUCAGAUGUUUCAAAUAAAUACUUUCAGUUGAUA